Messenger RNA from Pelobates fuscus (common spadefoot toad), 864 nucleotides. RefSeq names its product calpain-8-like. Bases 1 to 864 code for a protein of 287 amino acids. Gene Ontology annotation, cellular component: cytoplasm. The transcript has 6 exons. Lineage: Eukaryota; Metazoa; Chordata; Amphibia; Anura; Pelobatidae. The record is from RefSeq and is a predicted model, not a curated record. Gene Ontology annotation, biological process: proteolysis. Gene Ontology annotation, molecular function: calcium-dependent cysteine-type endopeptidase activity.
AUGUCAGGAAUUGCUGCCCAAAUUUCCAAAGACAGAGACAGAGCACAGGGUGUUGGGUCUCACCACGAUCCUGUGAAAUAUUUAAACCAAGAUUUCAAUGAGCUGAGGGCUCAGUUGUUGGCAUCUGGCAAAUUAUUUGAGGAUGAAAAAUUCCCUACAUCCUCAUCUUCUCUUGGAGAGACAAAUGAAAUUAUUGUGUGGAAGAGACCCUCGGAAAUAACAAAAGAUCCUCAGUUUAUAGUUGGUGCAGCAACUCGUGAAGAUAUUAAACAAGGGCGCGUUGGAAAUUGCUGGUUCCUCUGUUCACUUGCAUCUCUUACAAUGAAUGAAACUUUCCUGACCCUUGUGCUUCCGCUGGACCAAAGUUUUCAGGAUAAUUAUGCGGGGAUCUUCCACUUCAGGUUUUUUCGAUUUGGAGAAUGGGUCGAUAUUGUUGUGGAUGACAGACUACCAACAGUAAAUAAUGCACUGUACUACAUGACAUCCGAAACUGUUACAGAGUUCUGGAGCCCACUUCUUGAAAAGGCUUACGCCAAGGCCAACGGAUCCUACAGGUCCCUGAAAGGAGGUUUCGAAGAAGAAGCUCUUGUGGAUUUCACGGCAGGCUUUUGUGAAACAUUUGUGUUAAAUGAACAAGAUGAAACCUUCUUCCAGAAAAUAAAGGAUUCUCUGAGAUCUAAUCUACUAAUCACUUGUACAACACCGGUGUCAUAUAAUAAUACGACAGUAAAGCUGAUCCGAUACAGAAAUCCUUGGGGGUUUUCAGAAUGGAAUGGAGCUUGGAGUGAUAAGUAUGUCCAAAUUCCUUCUAAUAUUUACUUUACUGAGAUUGGAGAACAAAAGAGUAGCGGUCUUCACUGUUGA